Messenger RNA from Paramormyrops kingsleyae, 1127 nucleotides. It is a transcript of the gene brk1, whose product is annotated as BRICK1 subunit of SCAR/WAVE actin nucleating complex. Gene Ontology annotation, molecular function: protein-containing complex binding. Gene Ontology annotation, cellular component: SCAR complex. Lineage: Eukaryota; Metazoa; Chordata; Actinopteri; Osteoglossiformes; Mormyridae. The record is from RefSeq and is a predicted model, not a curated record. Gene Ontology annotation, biological process: actin filament organization; cell motility; regulation of actin polymerization or depolymerization.
CCACCUUGUGGCAGAAUUGCGACAUAACACCUGGAAGAAAAUGGCCGGUCAAGAGGAUCCAGUGCAAAGAGAGAUUCACCAGGACUGGGCUAAUCGGGAAUAUAUAGAAGUUAUAACAAGCAGCAUCAAGAAAAUCGCAGAUUUUCUAAAUUCUUUCGACAUGUCCUGUAGAUCUCGGUUGGCCACUUUGAAUGAGAAGCUGACUGCCCUGGAGAGGAGAAUUGAGUAUAUCGAGGCCAGAGUCACUAAAGGAGAGACAUUAACUUAAAUCCAGCAGCGCGACUGGAUUUAUGUCUUCUUAAAGAAAUGACAACCAGAAUUUCUUUUGCUCAUUUUGCAACUUAAUUCUUUUAACAUACAUCUGUGAGUCUUGGUACCACUUAUGAACACUUUCAAAUUGUGCUGUGUUGUAAUGGUUUCUUAAGCUUCAUAUUGCUGUAAAAGCUUGAAAUACUGCACUGUAAAUCCGAUGUACUUACUCAUCAUUCCGUGUGUUUUUUUUUAAAACACACACUUGUUCUGUUGUGGAAAUUGUUAUUUUGAAACCUUAUUAAUGUCAUAGAGCUGACACUUUGAAUUGUUUAAAAAAGCACAUACGAAACGCAGCUGGAUUGAACCAAACAGGCAUAGAAAGCUGUAAUGCCACCAUAGAAAAUGCUAAUUGCAGUGUUUUGUGGCUUUACAUGUGGUAAAGAAAAUCUUGUCUCUGCUUUGCUGUUUUGUGUUUUUUGGAACGUUGGCUCACUGCUUUUUAAGAUGGCCUAAGAUGAUGCAUGUGCAAUGGAAGAUCAGAAGAAGCAUCCAUGCAUCACACAAGUGGCGAAUGAGUGCCAAGUCACAUUUCUUUAUAUGAUUCUAUCUCAAAAAUUACACCAGUUUUGAUUUUUAAUAUGUAUGUGUACAUUUACCAUUGUAUUUUGGAUUUCGUGUUGAGACAAUAAAGGAUAUUAAAAAGCAUUUUUAAUGUUAGUCAUGCGCAAGCAUUAAUAUAACCAUGGUACUUUAAAAACUUUUACACUAAAUGUGUUUCAUAUAACAUAAUGAGAAUUUGGUAGUUUUAUUUGUACAUUUGCUGUAUUGGACACAGUUAAGUCUAAAUAUAUCCAUUAAAUUCUUUAAGAUGAUAA